ACCAUCUCCAUCGCUUUCAAUCCAUCCUUCCGAGUUGACGACCUCCUCCCUGAUUCGAUUAUAAUAUCCUCCAAUCACGUCUACUUUUACGUCCAUCGACAUCGCAUCCUCAACAUUUCCUCCAACGCUUUCCUCGGUCAAUUCCUCCACGGAGGCCCAUCCAUCACCGGCCUGCUUCUGUCGGUUCACAUACCCGAGGGCGGAGACGUCGCCAACGUGCUUCUCCAUACCAUGUACGGUCUUUCCUGUCUGCACUUCUAUCCCUCCCUCGAGACCGUGGACCGCUCUCUCGAAGCCAUGAAAAAAUAUGGAGUAUCCAUCGCAGCACACGCCACGCCCCAGUAUCCACUCUACCACCUCAUCCUCUCGCACGCUCCUCAUCGCCCGGUCGAGACGUACGCCCUCGCCGGCCACUACGGGCUCGAGGAUCUCGCAAUCACCAUCUCAAGCCAUCUUCUGUCCUACGACACCUCCCGUCUCACCGACGACAUCGUCACCAAGAUGGGCCCCGUCUACCUCAAGCGGCUCUUUCUCUUACACCAGUCUCGCUUACACGCCCUCCGAGACAUCCUCCUCCAACCUCCCGCCUCCCACCCCGCCACUCCUGGUUGCGCCGACGACGAGCGGGCAAAGCUCACCCGAGCUUGGGCGUUGGCCACUGCGCGGAUGGUGUGGGACGCCACGCCCAGUAUCUCCACAGCUACUCUUAGAACGUACCUUGAACCUAUUGGGGAGUCUAUUACGUGCGAAUCAUGCAGGGAUAUGCUACUUCAGCGCAUACAGGAUGUGGUUAAUUCUUGGACUUUAGUCAAGGUACGUGACGCUCCUCUUCGACGGUGGUCCGGUCAUAUUACUCACUGCUGCACUUCAUAG
This is a messenger RNA of Dichomitus squalens LYAD-421 SS1, 873 nucleotides long. RefSeq lists its product as uncharacterized. The transcript has 2 exons. Lineage: Eukaryota; Fungi; Basidiomycota; Agaricomycetes; Polyporales; Polyporaceae. The record is from RefSeq and is a predicted model, not a curated record. The annotation marks the transcript as partial.